AUGUCCUACUCCACACUGGCAGUUCGAUACUUCACAGCCCCCAAACCACUUGGUGAUUCCAUGGACACCAACACAACCAAAAAUUCUGGGUCCGAUCCCCAAGGCCACACGGUCAUGAGACCAAAUAUCCCUGCUAAACAGCCCUCUUCUGAGAUUGCUGAGCCCGUCAAGCCUAAGAGCAAGGGCUUGACUUUUGCCAACCAGGAUUCGCUGCCCAAGCUUCCUAUUCCUGAUCUGGAAGAUACUUGCCGCAGGUACUUAGAUACUCUGCAGGGCUUGCAAACCCAGCGUGACCAUGCAGAUACCAAGGCUGCUGUUCGUGACUUUCUAAAGAAUGACGGUCCUCUUCUUCAAGAACGGCUUAAGAAUUAUGCUGGUUCAAAGACGAGCUAUAUUGAGCAAUUUUGGUAUGAUUCUUACUUGAAUUUCGAUAAUCCCGUUGUUUUGAACCUCAAUCCAUUUUUCCUUUUGGAGGACGACCCAACUCCCGCCAGAAAUCACCAGGUCACACGGGCUGCGUCACUGGUGGUCUCAUCAUUGGCAUUUGUUCGUGCCGUGCGUCGAGAGGAGCUGCCUCCUGACACCGUGCGAGGAACGCCUCUUUGCAUGUAUCAGUACUCGCGCCUUUUUGGAACCGCACGUCUGCCUACCGAUAAUGGCUGUGUCAUUAGCCAGGAUCCCUCGGCUAAGCACAUGGUUGUUAUGUGUCGCGGGCAGUUCUACUGGUUUGACGUCUUGGAUGACAACAGCGAUUUGAUCAUGAGUGAGAAGGAUAUCUCGCUUAACCUGCAGGUUAUUAUUGAGGAUGCAGCUCAAACUCCGCUUCACGAGGCUGCUAAGGGUGCUUUGGGUGUACUCAGUACCGAGAAUCGGAAAGUUUGGUCGGGGCUUCGCGAUAUCAUAACGAAAGAUUCCAGAUCUAACAAUGCGGAGUGUUUGAACAUUGUCGAUACUGCGCUGUUUGUCCUAUGUUUGGACGACACAGAGCCAUCCACCACGGCUGAUCUUUGUGCUAAUAUGCUUUGUGGUACAAGCGAAGUCAUCAAGGGUGUCCAGGUUGGGACAUGCACCAACCGGUGGUACGACAAAUUGCAAAUCAUCGUCUGCAAGAACGGUAGUGCCGGUAUCAACUUCGAGCACACCGGCGUGGAUGGCCAUACAGUGCUACGCUUUGCCAGCGAUGUGUACACUGAUACCAUCCUUCGCUUCGCAAGGACCAUCAACGGGCAAUCCCCAAGCCUAUGGGCAACCAGCAGCCCCGACCCAGCAAAGCGCGACCCGCACAGUUUCGGAAAUGUCAGCACCACACCGCGCAAACUGGAAUGGGACAUGACACCCGAACUUAACAUCGCGCUCCGCUUCGCCGAAUCUCACCUUUCCGACCUGCUCCACCAGCACGAAUUCCAAGUCCUAGACUUCGAAGGCUUUGGCAAGAACUUCAUAACCUCAAUGGGCUUCUCUCCAGAUGCAUUCAUCCAGAUGGCUUUCCAGGCUGCCUACUACGGCCUCUACGGCCGAGUUGAGAACACCUACGAACCAGCCAUGACAAAGACAUUCCUGCACGGACGCACAGAAGCCAUCCGCACCGUAACGCCCGAAUGCAUCGACUUUGUCACAGCGUUCUGGGGCGAAAAUGCCGCCGAACAAAAGGUCGAGGCUCUCCGCACCGCAUGUGCAAAACACACCGCCGCCACAAAAGAAUGCUCAAAGGGCCAAGGCCCAGACCGCCACCUCUACGCCCUCUACUGCCUCUGGCAGCGCUCCUUUGACGAAGGCCUGUUCCCAGACACCAGCUCAACAGGCGGGUACUCCAGUCCAGGCGAACCGCAAUCCCCAACCCCAAGCCAAGGCCCCGAAUCAUCGAAACUCUCCUACUCCUCCCCCUCUGAAGACGGCCUCUCCUCUCCCGGAAGUAGCGCACGCGCCUACCGCACAACAGCGCCGACGCCCGCGAUCUUCGCCGACCCCGGCUGGGACAAGAUCAACAACUCCGUGCUAUCGACUUCGAACUGCGGAAACCCGUGUCUGCGACACUUCGGCUUCGGCCCUACAUCCGCUGAUGGCUUCGGUAUCGGCUACAUUAUCAAGGACGACUCAAUCUCCAUCUGCGCGAGCUCCAAGCACAGACAGACUGGUCGGCUUAUGCACACGCUCGAGUCGUAUCUGUUUGAGAUUCGGAAGUUGUUGCGCGCGACGAACCGGAAGCCGAGCCCACGCACUAGUCGUGCGAGAGAGACUGAGGCGCUUGCCGAGAGCGCGCAGUUGGAGUCGCAUCGCCGUGGUCGGAUUGUGAGAGGUAGUGGUGCGCAGGGUGUUGAUACGCCUACUUCGGCGGCUGAUAGUAGCUAUCUGGAGGAUGAUGGGAUGGGAGGAUAUGGUUUCUUUGAUGCUGGUAUGCUUCUUCAUGCGCUCAAGGGCCUCAAUGCAGAACGGGAACAACGUGAGAAACCUGCUAGGCGGAACGUUGGAGCGGAAGAGUCGUAUCAUGUAAAGCACCGUGUCAAUUUGCAUGUGUACUUCACCCUAAGCGUCAUGACUCUGCACACCCUCCCAAAACGGGCGCCCCGGUUACGGGCUCCCUUAACAAGGCGCUUCACAACCACCCCCCGCACCGCCAGUUAUGCGGACACUCUACCAAAUCUCAAGAUCGGCGCUCACACAAGAGUAUUAUUCCAGGGAUUUACGGGAAGACAAGCGACUGCCAAUGUCAAGGAGUCUCUUGCAUGGGGUACUAAUAUCGUUGGAGGCGUCAAGCCUGGCGUUGAAGGCGAACAUCUAGGCCUGCCAGUCUUUCCAUCUGUCAAAGUGGCCCAAGAACGGGCAAAGCCUGAUGCAUCUGCAAUCUAUGUUCCUGGAAACCAGACCGCCAAAGCCAUUGAAGAGGCUAUCGAAGCGGAAAUUCCGCUCGUUGUAGCCGUAGCUGAGCAUGUGCCGAUCCACGACAUCCUUCGGAUCCAAUCCAUGCUCCAAACACAAUCCAAGUCCCGUCUAGUAGGCGCAAACUGCCCAGGUAUUAUAUCCGCCAUUGGCAAAUGCCGAAUCGGCUUCCAGCCAUUACCUUGUUUUGCGCCGGGUAAUGUUGGCAUCGUGGCUAAAUCUGGGACACUGAGCUAUGAGACUGUUGCCUCGACGACUCGCGCUGGACUUGGUCAGAGUCUUUGUAUUAGUAUGGGUGGCGAUGUGUUGGCUGGUACGAACUUUGUCGAUGCACUGAAUCUCUUCGAGAAUGAUCCUGAUACAAGGGGUAUUAUCCUCGUUGGUGAGAUUGGGGGUACGGCGGAGAUGGAUGCUGCUGAGUGGAUUAAGGAUUAUCGACGGAGGACUGUUGAUCCUAAGCCCAUUAUGGCCCUUGUUGGCGGGUUGGAAGCACCCCCUGGAAGGAUUAUGGGUCAUGCUGGUGCUUGGGCUGCGCCUGGGGAACCAGAUGCAGAAACUAAGUAUCAAGCGCUUGAACGUGCUGGCGCGGUUAUGGUUAACCAUCCCGAGAAGUUUGGCGAAGGAAUGAAGACUUUGUUCGCGAACCAGUCUAGUCGGCCGGGUACAAGUCCAAUGUCCGGGACUAGCUCACAAAAACGUGACUUUCAUACUAUGAGACGAGUUACGCCAAUCUCGAGACCAAAAACUGAGCAUAAGCGUAAUCUUUACAUCAAGCAGUUCCAGGCAUUCGAUAUUCUCAAGCAGAAGUCUGUCCCUGUCAAUCAGUCAGCUGCUAGCUCUGCUAGUUCUAUUUCAAUUUCUAUUGCAGUUGACCGAACAGCUCUGUCGCCAUGCAUCAUUACCUCGCCGAGCUCUAACCUUAACCAGUCGAAGAAAUUCCCAUUCCCAUACACUCAGACCAAGUUCGAAAGCUCUAUAAUCGAGGCUGUUACCUCGCAUUUGAGCCUCCCAGCAUCUUCUCACAGGCACCUUGCAGGCAUUGUACAAGCCCUUUGGGAAAUUUACAAGGAAAAGGAGGCCUUUACGCUAGAGACACAGAUUGGAAUUUCCGCUGAUGGCUCUUUGGAAGUCCACGGUGCGCGUUUUGGCUUCGACGAUGCUGCAUUCCGCAGCUCGGGUCGACAGGAAGAUAUCCACGAGCUUCGGAAUAAAUCUGAAGAGAUCCCGGAGGAGGUUGAAGCUGAAAAGGACGGAAUCGUUUACGUCAAAUUGGAAGGCGAAGGCAGUAUUGGCACACUUGUCAAUGGAGCCGGUCUUGCCAUGAACACGGUCGACGCUCUCACUAUCCACGGCGGCCACUGCGCGAACUUCCUUGACACCGGUGGCAAGGCUACUUCGGAAACUGUCAAGGCGUCAUUCCGCGUGAUUUGCUCUGACACGCGUGUCAAAGCCGUCUUUGUUAAUAUUUUUGGUGGACUGACUCGCUGCGACAUGAUUGCUGAGGGCAUUAUUUUGGCUUUCCGAGAUUUGAAUAUGAAACUUCCAGUUGUUGUACGACUGCGAGGUACAAAUGAGGAAUUGGGGCAGAAUAUGAUUGCGGAGAGUGGCCUUCCAUUGCAUGCAUUUGAUGGAUUCGAGGAAGCUGCAAAGAAGGUAAUUGCGUUGGCCAAGGGUCAAUAG
Penicillium vulpinum is the source of this 4557-nucleotide messenger RNA. Its product is annotated as ATP-grasp fold subdomain 2. Gene Ontology annotation, molecular function: carnitine O-acetyltransferase activity. The coding region runs from base 1 to 4557 and encodes 1518 amino acids. The transcript is spliced from 14 exons. Gene Ontology annotation, cellular component: mitochondrion. Gene Ontology annotation, biological process: carnitine metabolic process. The record is from RefSeq and is a predicted model, not a curated record. Lineage: Eukaryota; Fungi; Ascomycota; Eurotiomycetes; Eurotiales; Aspergillaceae.